GAGGUGCGGCCGCCGGCAGAUAUAGCCGAGCCGAGCCGAGCGGGACCCAACGGGAUCGAGUAAAGCUGAACCGAGGUGAGCGAACCCGCUCUCCCCAUGGCGAGGUCGCGGCUCCCUACGUGAUCGGCGCUGGGCCCUCAGUGUCCCCGUCCCGUGCCCGGACAAGGCCGCCCGAGCGGGGCCGGGGCGGGGUCGCCGAGCCGCGCCCGCACGGCCGUGCGACCGUUCCGCUCCUCGUCUUGACAGGGCUCCGCGACCGCCCGCGCAGCAGCAUGUCUGUGAAGAAACUGAUCGUGGUGUUCGGGGCAACCGGGGCCCAGGGGGGCUCCGUCGCCCGGGCUCUGCUGGAAGAUGGGAUCUUCAGGGUCCGUGCGGUGACACGGGACCUCACCAAGAAAGCGGUCGAGGAGCUGAAGCAGAGGGGAGCUGAGGUGGUGAAGGCAGAUCAGGAUGAUGAGCCAUCGCUGGAGCAGGCCUUGGCAGGUGCUUAUGGAGCCUUUGUUGUGACCAACUUCUGGGACCAUGGCAGCAAAGAGAGAGAAAUCACACAGGGAAAGCGUCUAGCUGACCUGUCGAAGCGCCUCAGUCUGCAACACGUAGUGUACAGCGGCCUGGAGAAUGUGAAGCAGCUGACAGGAGGCCAGCUGGAAGUGCCCCACUUUGAUGGCAAAGGUGUGGUGGAGGAGUAUUUCCAGAAAACUGGUGUUCCCACCACAAUCAUCCGACUGCCGUUCUACUUUGAGAACUUCCUCACCUUCUUCAAGCCACAGAAGGCCUCGCAGGGAGACACCUUUGUGCUGUCACUGCCCAUGGAGGACUGCCCUAUGGAUGGGAUGGCCGUGGAGGACCUUGGGCCUGUUGUCCUUAGCCUGCUGAAGUCCCCGAAGGAGUACAUAGGCCAAGUGAUUGGGCUUAGCACUGGCAAGCUCACUGAGGCAGAGUAUGCUGCUGUCCUCUCCCAGCAGAUGGGCAAGACUGUGGAAGCCAGCAAGGUAUCACGAGAGAAGUUUGGGAAACAGGACUUCCCUGGGGCCAAGGAACUUGCUGCUAUGUUCAGUUUCUAUACCCUGAAGCCAGACCGCAACGUCGACCUGACCAUGAAAUUGAACCCCAAGGCCCGCACUUUCCAAGAGUGGGUGGCAGACAACAAAGCCGCCUUCUGACCUCCCCCCUCCUCCUCUUCACCCCAGCUGCUGCAGCCCAGAGUGACUGAGCUGCCUGAGGAAGGGAGCUGGGCUAAGCACACUGCCUUUCUCCUCAUGCUGGCAACAGGCUGACCCUGUGGCACAGUGCAGAGCUGUGCUCUGGGGCUGUGCUGCAGCUGAGACUGGGCCCAGCAGGAGCAGGAGGAAAGGCUGCAGACCUGCAGCAGCAGGUGGAAGCAGCAGUACCUGUGUAAGCUUUCUGCAGGGAGCAGAUUCCCAAGUGAUUCCGGGUGUUCUCAUGACUCUGGGGUGGUGGCAGUGGCUUGUGGCAGGAUCAUUCUCUUUUGCAGGCAGCUCCGAGCACGCAGUACCCUUUGGUGGGCUGAAGGUGUAGUUGCCUCUGGGCCCCUACGGCAGGACCUGCACUGCUGCAGGCUCCUAAGCAAGGAGGAAAGAUGAGGGUUUCUCCAUGGACCAGGCUGGGGCAGAGCUGGAGAGGCAGCGCUGCACUGGCAUCACCCUGGCCAAGGGGAUGACAUGCAGACAGACGUCCUGUAGAGCGGGAAGGGCCAUUGGGCGAGACCUCUGCAAGCCUGCCCGGCUGCAGGAUGUGAGACUCACUUAAAAGGUUCCUGCCCUCAUACUACCCUGUGCUGAGGGCACGGCAGCCUUUGAGCUUUGAGUCAGCUGCAGGCCCUAGAGCAACUCUCCAGCCAUCCUGCCCUGUCCUCUCCUGGGCCAAUAGGAAACCUUCUCUCCUGGUACUGGGGGCAGGGGUGACAGCGGGGGGCUGGAGGAGCAGACAAGGCAGCAAAACACAGUGGGUGUUAAACAUCUUUAUGAAAUCAAUCUUAUUUACAUGGAUAGAGAAUCACUGUACAGUCUAAUCAGGAGGGAAGGUGUACUUUAUGUCAGCAAAUUAAGAAGGAUGAGACUAGGACACAUCCUCAUUUCAUGAGUGGAUCAGCAUAGAGGCUGGCGGUGCCUGCACAGUGUAACUAACAACAGCUUCAGCAACCACGGAACUACUGCACCAGCUCACACCUGCCUGGGAGGAGGGAUCCCCUGCACUUGACUCUCACACGUGUUCUUGGACAAAUCAUUUAUGCUAUGAGUGUUGCGCUAAUUAAUAAAAGCUUUUGCCCCAGCUGGCACAAUG
This is a messenger RNA of Colius striatus (speckled mousebird), 2304 nucleotides long. RefSeq names its product NmrA like redox sensor 1 (gene NMRAL1). Bases 273 to 1163 code for a protein of 296 amino acids. NCBI's taxonomy places the organism in Eukaryota, Metazoa, Chordata, Aves, Coliiformes, Coliidae. The record is from RefSeq and is a predicted model, not a curated record. The transcript is spliced from 5 exons.